Dovyalis caffra is the source of this 309-nucleotide messenger RNA. The record is from the annotation of a GenBank genome assembly. NCBI's taxonomy places the organism in Eukaryota, Viridiplantae, Streptophyta, Magnoliopsida, Malpighiales, Salicaceae.
AUGGAGGAGAACAGUGUUUUGCACACGAUCAUAAAGAAUUUUGCCGUUAAUGUUGGGUUUAUGAUGGCGGCUCUUUUGAUGUUUUUUGGGAUUAUGGACUACAAGAAGAUCCUGGAAGAAGCCAAAUCCCCACAACGCCAUGCCUCGGCUACCUUCUUCGUGCUCGUGGAGGCAUACACAAGCUUUGCUAGCUCCACCCCCUUUAUUCUCUCUGAUCAAUUAGAAGGCGUGCACUUUCGAAGGAUAAAGGAAGAAAGCAAUAAUAUUUUUAUUCUGUGCUUUAAUGACCACAGUGAGCUCAAGUUGUGA